AUGGGAGGCCUUCGAAACGUCGCCGGAGACGCUGUUCCAACCAAGGGCAAAGAGGAGUGUGAAGCUUUCCGUCCGGUCGCAACUUUCUCCAAAAACAUAUGGAGAGAUCAAUUUUCUCCUACUGAUGACUUGGUAUUUGAUUCCUUAACCAGAGAAAUAGAUCCAUUGAAAGAGCAAGUGAAGGAUAUGUUAAUGGCGUCUGCAGCUGAUCCCGUUGAGAAUGUUAAGUUCAUAGAUACUUUGGUUCGCGUUGGCGUUUCAUAUCACUUCGAGAAUGAAAUUGAAAAUCAAUUGGAAAGCAUCUUCAAAUCCCACCACAAUCUUUUUACUUGGAAUCAUCUAGACAUAAACUCAACUUCAGUUGUGUUUCGAGUUUUCAGGCAGCAUGGCUUCAAAAUGUCUUGUGAUGUUUUCAACAAAUUCAAGGACAUCAAUGGUAAGUUCAAAGACAACUUGAUGGAUGAUGUUGGGGGAAUGCUAAGCCUGUAUGAAGCUGCCUAUCUUAGAGUUCAUGGGGAGCAUAUAUUAGAAGAAGCCCUUGCAUUCACCUCGGUGAACUUGAAGUCAUUGGCAAACAAGUCGAGUCCUCAUCUUGCGAAGCAAAUAACGCUUGCCCUUGAUCAGCCAUUGAACAAAUGCCCUCCGAGACUAGCUGCGAGGAACUUUCUCUCUUUCUAUGAGGAAGAUGACUCCACAAAUGAAACACUACUUAAGUUUGCAAAGCUAGAUUUCAAUCGAGUACAAAUCCUUCAUAAACAAGAAAUAAGCCAAAUCGCAAGGUUUUGGGAGGACAACGAGUUUUCGUCUAAGCUUUCUUAUGCAAGGGAAAGAUAUGUGGAGGCGUACACAUGGGCUAAUUCUGUAUUUUAUGAACCUCAUUACACAUUGUGGCGGAUAAUUCUGACUAAGAUAAUAAUCCUUGUAUCGAUUUUAGAUGACUCAUUUGAUGCUUAUGGGACACCUCAGGAGCUUCAACGUCUUAUAGAUGCUUUGAAGAGGUGGGAGAUUGGCGCACUAGAUGAGUUGCAAGAUUACACUAAAGUUGUUUUCAAGGCUGUGCUAGUCAUUUUUGAUGAAAUCGAUCAGUUGGCUUUGAAGGAAGGAACAUCUUAUAGUGUUCCUUAUGCAAAAGACGCGCUCAUUAGACUGGCGGAAAACUAUCAAGCUGAGAUGAUGUGGUGCCAUGAUGGUUAUGUACCAACAUUUGAGAAGUACAUGAGCGUUGCAACGAAGACAUCCACUUAUGAUCUAGCCUUAAUGAUUUCAUUCACAGCGAUGGGCAAAACGGCAGGGAUCGAAGCGUUUGAAUGGCUGCGAAAGGAACCCAAAAUUAUGAAGGCUUUAAAUAUUAUAGGUCGUCUCAUGGAUGAUAUAGUGUCGCAUAAGUUUGAGCAACUGAGAGAACAUUGCCCUUCUAGCGUCGAAUGCUACAUGAAACAACACGACAUCUCAGAGAAGAUUGCACUUAAAGAGUUAAAGAAAAUGGUAGAGGAUGCAUUGAAGGAAAUAAAUGAAGAAUGUACGAGACCGACGGAUGUUCCCAGAGAUCUACUCAUGCGACAAUUGAACUAUGCUCGAGUCACACAUUUAUUUUAUAAACAUGGAGAUGGAUACACACAUCCGGAAUAUACGAAAGAUCACAUAUGUUCAUUGUUCGUUGAUCCUAUACUUAUUUAA
This is a messenger RNA of Hibiscus syriacus, 1677 nucleotides long. RefSeq names its product probable terpene synthase 6. The transcript has 8 exons. The record is from RefSeq and is a predicted model, not a curated record. Gene Ontology annotation, biological process: diterpenoid biosynthetic process. Gene Ontology annotation, molecular function: magnesium ion binding; terpene synthase activity. Lineage: Eukaryota; Viridiplantae; Streptophyta; Magnoliopsida; Malvales; Malvaceae. The coding region runs from base 1 to 1677 and encodes 558 amino acids.